AUGGAAAUCAAAUCGAAUUUGGCAAAUAUAGUGCAGUGGUGCAUCAGCAAUAAAGCUAAGUUAGCCGGUAAGGUUGUUCACGCUCGAAUCUUCCGUCUGGCCAUUUUCUCAGACACCUUUAUCUCAAACCAUCUCAUCGAGUUGUAUUCCAAGUGCGAUGAUAUUGGCACUGCCUAUAACGUGUUCGCUAAAAUACCCGACAGGAACAUCUUUUCCUGGAACGCCAUCUUGGCUGCUUAUUGCAAAACCAGCAAUUUGCAACAUGCGUGUCGUUUGUUCCUGCAAAUGCCUGAAAGGAACACUGUGUCAUUGAACACCAUAAUUAGCACCAUGGUACGAUCUGGGUAUGAACGCCAGGCAUUGGAUACCUAUGAUUCCGUGAUGCUAGAUGGAGUUAAACCCUCCCAUAUAACAUUGGCUACCGUUUUUAGUGCGUGUAGUGCUUUAUUGGAUGCGGAUUGUGGUAGGAGAAAUCAUGGGCUUGUGGUCAAGUUUGGUCUUGAUGGUAAUAUAUAUGUAGUUAAUGCUCUGUUGUGCAUGUAUGCUAAGUGUGGGCUUAAUGGAGAUGCAGUUCGUGUUUUUGGGGACAUUCCUGAGCCUAAUGAGGUUACUUUUACUACAAUGAUGGGUGGAUUAGCACAAACAAAUCAAGUCAAGGAAGCUUCAGAAAUGUUUAGACUCAUGUUGAGAAAAGGGAUUCGUAUAGAUUCUGUCUCAUUGUCGAGCAUAUUGGGUGUCUGUGCAAAAGGAGGAUUUGGGGAAGUCGAAAUUGGUUCCUGUGAUCACAGUCAUGGCUUUUCAACUAACGCACUAGGAAAACAAAUACACACACUCUCAGUUAAACUGGGAUUUGAGAGAGACCUCCAUUUAAACAAUUCGAUGCUUGAUAUGUAUGCAAAAAUUGGGGACAUGGAUAGUGCUGAAAAGGUUUUUGUCAAUUUGAAUCAGCAUAGUGUUGUUUCUUGGAAUAUAAUGAUAGCUGGGUAUGGGAACAGAUGCAACAGUGAGAAAGCUGUAGAGUAUUUUCAGAUAAUGCAGUGUGAUGGAUAUGAACCAGAUGAUGUUACUUAUAUUAAUAUGCUGGCGGCAUGUGUCAAGUCUGGGGAUGUUAAAGCUGGGCGUCAAAUAUUCGACUGCAUGCCUUGUCCAAGUUUGACUUCAUGGAAUGCUAUACUCUCAUGCUAUAACCAGAAUGCAGAUCACAAAGAGGCAGUUAAACUGUUUAGAAAAAUGCAGUUUCAAAGCCAACAUCCUGAUCGGACUACUUUGGCCAUUAUUCUAAGUUCAUGUGCUGAAUUAGGACUUAUUGAGGCUGGAAAACAGGUUCAUGCAGCCUCUCAAAAGUUUGGAUUUUAUGAUGAUGUGUACGUUGCCAGUAGCCUUAUAAAUGUGUACUCAAAAUGUGGGAAAAUGGAGUUGUCUAGGUUUGUAUUCAGUAAACUGCCUGAACUAGAUGUUGUUUGUUGGAACUCAAUGAUAGCAGGGUUCUCAAUCAAUUCUCUUGAACAAGAUGCUUUGUCUUUCUUUAAGCAGAUGCGACAAUUUGGCUUCUUUCCUUCCGAGUUUUCUUUUGCUACCAUAGUGAGCUCUUGCGCAAAACUUUCUUCCUUAUUUCAAGGACAGCAGAUUCAUGCUCAGAUCAUAAAAGAUGGUUAUGUAGAUGACAUAUUUGUGGGGAGUUCUCUUAUAGAAAUGUAUUUUAAAUGUGGGGACGUAGGUGGUGCCAAAUGUUUUUUCGAUAUGAUGCCCAGUAAAAAUACUGUUACUUGGAAUGAAAUGAUACACGGUUAUGCACAAAAUGGAUGUGGUGAUGAGGCUGUUUGCCUUUAUAAGGACAUGAUUUCAUCUGGUGAGAAACCUGAUGAUAUUACUUUUGUUGCUGUUUUGACUGCUUGUAGCCACUCGGCAUUGGUUGAUGAAGGGGUUGAAAUAUUCAAUUCAAUUCUGCAAAAAUUUGGAGUGGUGCCAAAGUUGGAUCAUUAUACUUGCAUCAUAGACUGUCUGAGCCGAGCAGGGCGGUUCCAUGAAGUAGAAGUCAUUCUAGAUACUAUGCCGUCUAAAGAUGAUGCAGUUAUAUGGGAGGUUGUGCUAAGCUCAUGCCGUAUUCAUGCUAACUUGAGCUUAGCAAAAAGAGCAGCUGAGCAACUCUAUCGACUGGACCCGCAAAACUCUGCCUCUUAUGUGCUUCUUGCCAACAUGUAUUCUUCUUUGGGAAGAUGGGAUGAUGCCCAGGUUGUUAGAGAUCUGAUGACUGAUAACCAGGUCCGUAAGGAUCCUGGUUAUAGCCGUAGUGUGCAUGAAUGAUACUCAAAUAAUUCUGGAAAACAAACAGUAAUAUGUUAAGAUCCAGUUGUAAGAUAUGAGACUUGGAAUAUUAUAUCGGAAACAUAAGAUGAUGGUAUAGGGUUUAUAUAGACUUUGAGUUCUCUUACCUUACAAGCUAGCUCUUGGGAUGAG
This is a messenger RNA of Gastrolobium bilobum, 2457 nucleotides long. RefSeq names its product pentatricopeptide repeat-containing protein At4g20770. The transcript has a single exon. Gene Ontology annotation, biological process: RNA modification. Gene Ontology annotation, molecular function: RNA binding; protein binding. NCBI's taxonomy places the organism in Eukaryota, Viridiplantae, Streptophyta, Magnoliopsida, Fabales, Fabaceae. The record is from RefSeq and is a predicted model, not a curated record. Bases 1 to 2304 code for a protein of 767 amino acids.